Messenger RNA from Ceratitis capitata (Mediterranean fruit fly), 2754 nucleotides. It is a transcript of the gene AstA-R1, whose product is annotated as allatostatin-A receptor. The transcript is spliced from 8 exons. The record is from RefSeq and is a predicted model, not a curated record. Gene Ontology annotation, molecular function: G protein-coupled receptor activity. Gene Ontology annotation, biological process: G protein-coupled receptor signaling pathway. NCBI's taxonomy places the organism in Eukaryota, Metazoa, Arthropoda, Insecta, Diptera, Tephritidae. Bases 332 to 1663 code for a protein of 443 amino acids. Gene Ontology annotation, cellular component: membrane.
CGCCAUUUAAAUGCUACUGCAUUACUGAUUUUAAUUAAUCUGUGUACGAUAUUUAAAGUAUCGUUAUCUUGCAAGUGUUACUACAUUAAGAGUCGCCAAAAUUAAAUUGGAUAAUAAAAAGGCAGGAAAUUAUGUGAGAGCAAUUACUAAUUCUAGUCACAACGUAGACGAAACGAAACGAAGAACAGGCUCAGUAACAGUAACACCCUACACCACCCAACAUUGUGAAUUUAAUACGCACUUGCAGCACUACAAUAACAAAAUCAACAACGAUUUUGCAAGUACUUUUCAACCAAAUGCAAACAAAACCAAACACAAAAACUCAAAGUACAUGAACAACCCGAAAAUGCUACACAAUCAUAGCAUCUCGCCCACACUCAGCCCGACGGCGCCUGUUAUGGUUGCGCUAUCGACAUCACUGGUUGUACGUCCAACAAUGGCAGUGUUGCCGGCGCUCUGCCCACCCGACUGGAGUAGCAGCGGCUACACACUCGUCGACUGUAUUAAUGCCACGACCAUGGACAAUAGCCUAGGCGCAGGAGGCACAAGCGCGAGUUUCACUGGGCUGCCUGGACAGGACAGCGCUGUAGCAGCAGCGGCGGCGAUGGCGGCAGCUGGAGGUGGUAGCGAUGGGAAUUACACGCUGCCCCACGAUAAUUUGUUGGAUUUCGAAAUUGAUCCAUUGGAGCGUGUUGUGUCAACGAUUGUGCCCGUAUUUUUUGGAAUUAUUGGACUGGCUGGUCUGCUGGGGAAUGCGCUUGUCAUUUUGGUUGUUUUCGUCAAUCAACAAAUGCGCUCCACCACGAAUUUUCUUAUCAUUAAUCUCGCCAUUUCGGAUAUACUCUUCGUCAUCUUUUGUGUGCCCUUCACCGCUACCGAUUACGUGCUACCCGAAUGGCCUUUCGGUAAUGCGUGGUGUAAAUUUGUACAAUACAUGAUUGUGGUCACCUGUCAUGGCAGCGUCUACACGUUGGUCUUGAUGUCAUUGGAUCGGUUUUUGGCUGUCGUACAUCCAGUGACGAGUAUGUCAUUGCGUACGGAACGUAAUGCGACGCUUGCCAUCAUUUGUAUUUGGGUACUUAUCCUGACGACAGCUAUACCAGUAGCGUUAUCACACUCGGUGCAACUUUAUUACUUCAAAGGGCGCAACUACACAGCUUGUGUCUUCUCAUCACAUGAAGAAAUUUGGAAUCUCGUGGCAUUUCAGGUCUCCUUUUGUGCAUCAUCCUACGUAACGCCACUAACGCUGAUCUUCUUUCUGUAUAUGUGUAUGUUGGCCCGACUAUGGAAGAGUGCACCCGGCUGUAAGCCAUCAGCAGAAUCAAGAAAAGGCAAACGACGUGUUACACGGAUGGUUGUCGUGGUUGUGUGUGCGUUCGCAAUAUGUUGGCUACCAAUACAUGUUAUACUCGUUUUGAAGGCAUUGGAUAUGUAUGCAUCUACGCAUCUAACGGUUAUUAUUCAAAUCAUCUCGCACGUAUUGGCGUACACGAACUCCUGCAUUAAUCCAAUACUCUAUGCUUUCCUGUCGGACAAUUUUCGCAAAGCAUUCCGGAAGGUGGUUUGGUGUGGCACACCACCACCCAUAAUCAACAACCAACAGAUCACCAAGACGACGCGCACAACCAACUGCAAUGGUACCUCGAAUGUGGAAAUGUUAUAAGCCGGCAAAGAUGGCAUGACAAUGAGCAGAGGAGUGGAGGUGAAGCCAGCAUGCUUACUAAAACAACAACAACAGCAGCAGCAGCAGCAUCAGCAGCAGCAGCAGCAAUCUGCAGACAUAUCUAUUGUCAUGGCAAGCUACAGGUGGUGGUUAUUGUGGCAUUGGAACGUUAGAACGUGUGCUGCCACUGCUGCUACUGCAUCUUAGGCUGAUGGUGGUAAUGAUGGUAGUGUUGGAUUUCAGCUGCUGCAAUUUUAAUAUACUCGAGGUCGUUAUUAUUGUUACAAAUUGAUUCGUAGAAUUUGCGAUACACGUACAUACAACAACUAGCAAGCAAACAUAUCCUGCAGUGAUAGUUUCUAAUCGUCAACUAGACAACCAGAAUGCUACUAGUUAAAGGCAAACUAGUUCAACUUCCACAGCUAAAAUUAUGGCAAAUUUAUUUAAAUAAAAAAAUUAGAUUAUUUUUUUUUAUGGAAAUUGAUCUGACCCUUGACCAAGCCAAAAAUUAGGAAUAAUGGCUUUUGAUUAUUGUUUUCACCUGCUUGAAAGGAUAUUCACAAUCCAUAGAGAUUGGAUUGGAUGUAUUGGAUUUCCAGGCUUACAUUGUAGUUGGUUUUUAUGCCAGCUAUGAUUGUCAACAGCUCAUCAGCCAUGCCACCAUAUCUCAACCAUUAUUGAUACACUGUUUGGUGUUCUCUAUAGGCAGUGGGAAUAAGGGGUACAUAUUCCUUCAAAACUUAAGGCAAUCAUAAUGAUGCAGUCUAUGGGGAAUGUUUUUGGCUCGUGUUGGGUUAUCCAAGAUAGUGCAAUUUAACAAUGCUGGAAAAUAUGUAUUUUUUUAGCGUGAAUUCGGUUGAAGUCCCAGAUGAUUAAUGGUUCCUAAGAGAGUCGUCGCGUUAAUGCUGGUAUUGCUGCUAAACGUGGUUGGAAAUGUGGUAUAUCAGAUGCCAGGUGGGGUAAUCACUUAUUCGAAAUCAUUUUUAAACAUAAUGGCGAGGUCUUAUCUUUAUAAUAAAGCAGAAUUCUCGGUCAUAAAAUUAAGUUACGCUUUAUUUCUUCUUAAAACUAAAUGCAACCCGGUUUUUAUU